This is a messenger RNA of Gastrolobium bilobum, 2780 nucleotides long. Its product is annotated as D-cysteine desulfhydrase 2, mitochondrial-like. NCBI's taxonomy places the organism in Eukaryota, Viridiplantae, Streptophyta, Magnoliopsida, Fabales, Fabaceae. The transcript has 8 exons. The record is from RefSeq and is a predicted model, not a curated record. Bases 98 to 1411 code for a protein of 437 amino acids. Gene Ontology annotation, molecular function: D-cysteine desulfhydrase activity.
UUGAAACCCAAGUGAAAAAGAUAAGGUGUGAAGGAAUGAAUGAGUGACUCCACCUUUGUUUGAGGUUUCAACUGUGAACUGUGUGAAGUACUAUGAUAUGAGACUUCAACAUCUUCCUAGUAAGCAUGUUUCAGCCGCCAUCACAAACCCUUUUCAUUCAAACACCCUUCAGGUCAUUUCAAAACCAAAACUCACAAGUGAUGAGUUUAUGGAAAAGCUACUAAACAGAAGAUGGACAUUGCUAAGCCCUGAAACAAAAAUUCACCAAGUUAUUCAUACACAUGGAUCGCAUGGUUCUAAUUUCCUAUUGAACACGCAUCCAGCUUAUGGUGAUGGCUUCUUGUUGGAGAUGAAUAAACAAAGGAAUAGCUUCUAUAUCGUGCGGGAUGAUUUGUUGCACCCACUAGUUAAUGGCAAUAAAGCAAGAAAACUGGAUGCACUACUUCCUCUCAUUGAAGAUUAUUCAGUGACUGAUGUGGUUACAUGCGGAGGUUGUCAGAGUGCUCACACAGCUGCUAUUGCUGUUUUGUGUGCUGAAAAAGGAAUUCUGUCACAUUUGCUUCUAAGAGGAGAGCAGCCUGAAAUCUUGACUGGCUAUAACUUGAUGUCUACAAUAUAUGGAAAUGUCACAUAUGUUCCAAGAACCAUUUAUGCCAACAGGGAAGACAUGCUAAAGUGCUAUGCUAACUCGGUGGCUGAUAACAAUGGUUCUGUCCUAUGGUUCAAUGAUAUCAUUCAAGCUUCUUCAACUACUGAAUUGUCUACUUCUCCAAAUUUUGUGCAAAUGGAUGAAAGUGGAAGUGAGGGAAACCAUCUAAGAAAAAUUUUAAUUGUCAAUGAAGGUGCAGGUGAUUCUGUUGCUCUACUAGGUGUUAUUCGGUUAGUGGAAUACUUAUCACAGAAUCAUUUACUUGGAAAACAAAGGGCCAUAAAAUUUGUUGUAGAUGCUGGUACUGGCACAACAGCUGUUGGUUUAGGACUUGCAGCCCUUUGCUUAGGACUCCCAUGGGAGGUUUAUGCAGUCAUGCUGGCUGACAAAAUUGACGGGUACAGAAAGCAGGAGGAACGUUUGAUUUCUGAAUUCAAGAAGCAUUUUAAUGUUGAGUUUAUUGAUCACAAUAUAAAAAGAGAAAAUGCUGGGAUUGUGCAUUGGGUGGAACGUGGCCAUCCUAGAAAAUUUGGUAAUGUUUUGGAAGGGGAAGUGGAAGCAUGUCAGAAAAUUGCCCAACAAACUGGAAUUCUGGUGGAUCCCGUGUACACAUUGGCUGCUUGGGAAACAGCAAUGCUUCUCUCUGGCAAAGAAGCUGAAGGAGGAUCAGAAGUGGUGAUGCUUCACAGUGGAGGCACGUUGGGCAUGUUUGGGUUAGCACAGAGGUACAAAAACUAUUUUGGCAACCUCAAAAAGGACUAAAAGAGAUGUUUUAGUUUAGAUGACAGGUUGAUAGGCUUUAUGUUUGUCCCAUGCAUAAUUUCCAGAUGCCUGUCUUGUUACUAUAGAAAUGCAGCGAGAGAGUUUCUAUUUCUAUUGUCCAGAGCUUCAGCCUGACUUGACUUAUAUUGGUCCAUUUGGAAGAAAGUGAACUUCUCUUGACUUAGGAUUGAUGAUGAAUUUCGUAGUAGUUGACAACUGAUAGGGUGAAAAGUUGUUCUAAAGUGUUUUUUUUCAUUUAUAUUUGGCAGGAAAUAAACUAUGUAUCAUUCAGUAAUGGGGUUUACUACUGUGACAGUUUAUUGGUAACUAGUAACUUCAUAACUGGGAACAUUAUGAUGAAUAUUUGCACUUGUUCCAAACUGUAGACUGUGUACUUGAUUUUUCUGUAACUUUGUGGUUCCAGCAUCCAUCUCUUAUAGUCAUAUGAUUCAAUGGGAGCUUUAGAUGACAACCUGAUAUUCUAUAAUCUCCUCAGAUUAAAAAAAAUAAAUCUGUAUAUUUGGAAAACAUGAAGUUUUAACUUAAAGCUAACCUAUCACUUAUUUAUUUAUGUUACUAGCCCUGCUUCAUUAUCUGGUCACAUUGAUUUUGGACAUGAAGAUAAGUUGGUGCAGGACAACAACAUAUGCCGUUUUGGUCUAAAGAACCAAUAACAUGAACUGCUUGAAGAAUAUAAUCUAAUGGAAGUUAAUUUACUGAAGCUGGACCUAAUCUAGCUAGCAAAGACGUCAUUUGCUACUUGCCUUUGUGAAUGGAAAGUCUGGGAAAAUAAGAAACGUUUUAUUUUGGGAAGUGGGAUGAAGCAAUGUACUAUGUCCUUGGGGAUCCAACAACAAAGCCAAAAGGUUAUGAUCCAAUGACAGAAGCUGCAUUAUUGUGGGAAAGGGACAACUAUGUUACGAAGACAAGAUACAAGCUCUCUCCUUUUGCAAUUUCCUUGAAUGAAAUAAUGCCUGGUUUGUUGGGGAAGUUACCUCCAACUGACUCAAGGUUGAGACCAGAUCAAAGAUAUUUAGAAAAUGGAGAAUAUGAGUUGUCAAAUGCAGAGAAACUUAGACUUGAACAGUUGCAGAGACAGGCAAGAAAGAGAUUACACCCUACUGAAUAUCCUCACAGCCGUCAAAUAUCUCAUGUUUUGCUAAAUGUGAAUUUGGAUGUAGGUUAAGUUAUAAAUAGAUCCCUUCAGAGUAAGUGUUCGCGUCCUUAAAGUUUCUUCUGCCUGCGCAUUUUGGGGUAUUUGUCAUUAAUGUCCGCAAGUAAUUUAUGCUGUUGCAUAUUUGUUCCUUGUACUGUCUAUUAAUUAUAUAAGUUCUCACAAAAAAUGCAUAAGAUAAGCAAUUUCUCUAUU